Molecule: messenger RNA, 1719 nt
Organism: Trichomonas vaginalis G3
Lineage: Eukaryota; Parabasalia; Trichomonadida; Trichomonadidae
Product: glycoprotein 38 family
Exons: 1
Coding region: 1-1719 (572 amino acids)
Source: RefSeq, a predicted model, not a curated record
AUGCUUGCUCUUUUCUUAAUAAGAUCAUAUUCAGAAAUUCAAGCGAUUGAAGGUUGCACUGAUGUAAAUACUUUUGAUGCAGCGAUUCUUGCCAAGAUAAGUUAUCAUAGUGUUCAAGCUGGAGAGGUAAUUUGUUAUAAAGGUUCUAUUGUUAUGCAAGCCAAUAAAGAGAUUAUUGUUACUUAUAAAUUUGUGGACGAAGAAAAAAGCAUUGAUGGAACGCUAAAUACAUUUAAAAAUCCAUUUUAUAUCUGUUCACAUGAUAAAAAGCCCUACACAAAGAUAGCAGCUAAAGAUCAGACAAAAGGAUUUGAUAUUUCUGUUGUUUCUGUCCAUGGAUCAAAAAAUGAGUCAAAUAAAAAUAUAUGGGAAGUUUUUUCUACAGCAAGAACUUUUAAUAAGUCUGUCACAAUCUCUCCAUUACAAUCAGUUAGGCUCAUUGCUGAAAAUUCAAAUUCUCUAAGACUCACUAUUAAUAACACUAAUAUUCAAAAGCACAUUACUUAUGAUGAACGAGAAGAUAUAGAAAGUGGCAGCUCAUUAUAUCUUGAAUUGAGUUCUAUCAAUGAUGGCGAAGAAAUGGUAGAGAUUUACUACAAACCAAAUUUAGAUGCAUUUUCAGUUGGUUUUAGAAGUUUAUUUGAAGAAAAUAUUUUCUAUAUCCUCCCUGGUGAAGGUGUAUUUAACGUUGUAGAUAUUAAACUCUUUACAAGAGAUCACAGAAGCAUCUUCAGAGAAAUUCAAGACGAAUCCAAUGAUGAUGAAAACGGUGAUGAAUCUGGCGAAAUAGAAUGGGAUCCAGAUGCAGUAUUAUAUUGUCAAUAUAUAAUUGGUUCUAAGUUUGAAAGGGUAAGCAAAUUUUUGACAAUUCAGCCAGGUGGAGUUGAAUGUUCACAGGGAAGUUUCGUAUAUGCCUCCAAAGAUAAAUUCGAUGUUACUGUUUAUAAAAGAAAAGAUAAACAAGGAAAUUUAUAUCAUAAUCCAUUCAGUACAUGUGGAAUACAUUUAAAUGUCAUUAAAUGUGCAAACAGUUCUGAAGAAUGCAGAGUUCAUAUUAUUUCAGUUGAGCAACCAAUAUUUUCUGAUGCCGAAACAAAAAAUUCUAUUUUCACAACGAAAAACGAACUUAAUUUUACCCAUAUUAUUAAUGUAACAGAUACUAAAUCAGAAUCUUUUAGUUUAAUAUCACAUAGUGCACAAAUUAAGGAAGUUAAAGUAACAUUUGAUAAACCUGAUGUUUAUUUUUCACUUUAUAAUGCUGAUGAUGAAAAUGCCGGACAAAGAUCUCAAGGAAAAACGAUUUUUGGUGACUUUAGAUUAGCUCCUCCUCCAGGUGAAACUACAGCAUAUGUAUCAAUUAAGGAGUUAAGAACUAUUUUGGAUGACGAUGAUGAAUCAUUAUUUGAAAAUGACUUAGUUUAUGAAAUUCCUGAUGGGGUCAAAACAGAAGAAGAAGUGAAAAAUUAUUCAAGAACUAGUAAUGUUACUGUUGUCAGAGACAAUAAUAAGAUUACAUCAAAUAAACAAGAUCCAACACCUGAAAGAACUCCUGAACAAAUUUCAGCAAUCCCUACAAAUAGAAAACUUUCAUCGGGAGAAAUUGCUGGAAUUGUAAUUGCUGUUCUUGUUGCAAUUGCUAUUAUCUGUAUCCUUGUCUGGUUAUUCGUUUGCAAGAAGAAAACAGAAAAAAAUGAUUCUGGAUCGGGAGAAAAUGUCUAA